AAUUGAACGGAGAGUGAGAAGAAGGAGGGAAGGAGGGAAGGAGGGAGGGAAGGUGUGAACAGUGAAGUAGCUUACUAGCUUUAGCUAUAUGCGAUGGGAAGGGUGGCCCAUGUUUGAAGGACUUUAACCAAACCACCGCCUUUUUCUCUCUUUGCCGCUGUCGCUGAGAUUCAGAUUCACAAUUCACAAAACCCACCCUCCCAAAAAUAAAUAAAAUAUAAAAAUAAAAAAUAAAAAAUUAGAAGAAGACAGAGCUCUCACGAAACAACACACACUUUUCUCUUUCUCUUUCUCCGUCUUCACCGCAUAGAAGAAUUAGAUCAAAGAACCCUUGUUUCUUUGUCCCUAUCUUCUUCAUUUCUUCCCAUUUGCUGCGCCUCCGGACAUUACGAUGUUCCUCACCGCCACAACCUUCCUUUCCUUCCUGAUUAUGUGGGUGGAUUCUCUCGGCGUGGAUAUUUCCUUGGACCAAUGCAGGGCGAACUAGAAGAAUUUACAAGCCCCAACAGAAGUGCCUCUAGAAAGAUGCAAACACCGGAUGCUGGAACAGAACAAUGUCAUUUGUCAGAGAAAACAUCUCAGGUGGGUUCCGAAUGUUUAGACAACAAGCAAGGUGUGCCUGGCAAUGUGUUAGGCAGUUCUCUUAUUGAUGACCAAGCUUCUGAGAAAAUGGCCAAGAGUUCUGAGUGUUUGGACAACAAGCAGAGCAUGCCUAGUGAUGUGUUAACAAGCUCCAUGAUUGAUGAAAACUCAAACCGUGUGGCCGAGAAUCCUGAGCUUUUGGACGACAAGCAAAGCAUGCAUAGUGAUGUGUUAACCGCUUCCGUGAUUGAUGAAAAAUCAAACCAAGUUUCUGAAAAAAUGACUGAUGGUACGCAGUGUUUGGGCAACAAGAAAAACUUGCAAGGUGAAGUGUUAACCAAUUGUGUAAUUGAUGAAAAAUCAAAUGAGGUCUCUGAAAAAUUGAUCGAGGGUCCUGAGCAUUUGGCCAGCAGGCAAAGCAUGCAUAGCGAUGAUGCAUUGACCAAUUCUGUGAUUGAUGAAAAAUCAAACCAAGUUUCUGAUAAAAUGUUUGAGUGUCUUGAGCAUUUGGCCAACAAGCAAAGCAUGCAUGGUGCUGUGUUAACCAAAUCUGUGAUUGACGAAAAGUUAAAUCAAGUUUCUGACAAAAUGACUGAGAGUCCAGAGUGUUUGGACAACAGGCAAAGCCUGCAUGGUGAUGUGCUAACCAAUUCUGUGAUUGAUGAAAAAACAAACCAAGUAUAUGAAAAAAUGACUGAGAGUCCUGAGCGUUUGGACAAGAAGCAAGGCAUGCAUGGCGAUGUGUUAAUCAAUUCGGUGAUUCGUGAAAACUCAAACCAUGUUUCUCGCAAAAUGACUGAGAGUUCUCAGUGUUUGGACAACAAGCAAAGUGUAAUUGACGAGGUGUUAACCAGUCAUGUGAUUGAUGAAAAAUCGAACCAAGUUUCAGACAAAACGACAGAGAGUUCUCAGUGUUUACACAAUACACAAAGCAUGCCAAGCAAUGUGUUAACCAGCUCUGUUAUUGAUGAAAACUCAAACCAAGGUUCUGGAAAAAUUAUUAGGGGUGCUGUUAUUGCACUGCCUGCACAACGCCAGCGUGAUUUGAAAAAGAGUUGUCAAACUGCAGAAGGUUCAUGCUCUCAUCGGAGUACCUCAGAACAAGACCCCUCUCAUUUGUCUAAUGACAAAUCAGAGAUCAAAUGUGAGCCUUUUUCUCAGAAUGGCCAAAAUGUGUCCGUGGAAAUAAAUAAUCCUGUAACUGGCUCUCUUGUUGAGAACCAAAUGCUAUCUGUUCCAACACAAGUGAACACCACUUCUGCAAAUGGACUACAGGAUCCAGCUCCAGCAUCUGUAGAUGUGAAAAAUACUGGUUUGAAAUGUUCAAAAAGAAACUCUACAGCCACAACAUCUAUGCAGUUGAGCUGCAAGGGUAAAAAAAGCUCAAAAUUAUUAAAGAAGAAGUAUAUGCUAAGGUCAUUAGGAAGCAGUGAUAGAGCUUUGCGAUCAAGGACACGCGAAAAACCUAAACCACCUGAGUCAAAUAGCAAUUUGGUUGAUGCUAAUAAUGAUGGCGUGAAGAAUAAAAGGGGGAAGAAGAAGAACAAAAAGAGAGACGGGGAAGGAGUUAUUGAUGAAUUUUCUAGAAUAAGAGCUCGCUUAAGAUAUUUAUUGAAACGAGUUAGCUAUGAGCAGAACUUGAUUGAUGCUUAUUCUAGUGAGGGCUGGAAAGGAUACAGUUUGGAAAAGUUAAAGCCUGAAAAGGAGCUUCAACGGGCUAAGACUGAAAUACUUCGACGUAAAUUGAAAAUGAGGGAUCUCUUUCGAUAUUUGGAUUCAUUGUGUGCUGAAGGAAGGCUUCCUGAAUCUGUGUUUGAUUCUGAAGGAGAGAUUGACAGUGAGGAUAUAUUCUGUGCAAAAUGUAGUUCCAAAGAGUUGAGCACAAACAAUGAUAUAAUUCUCUGUGACGGUGCUUGUGAACGUGGAUUUCACCAGCUUUGUGUGGAUCCUCCUUUGUUAACUGAAAACAUUCCACCUGGCGAUGAGGGUUGGCUAUGCCCGGGAUGUGAUUGCAAAGAUGACUGUAUUGAACUUGUUAAUGACUCCUUAGGAACACGUCUCUCUCUUGAGGAUAGCUGGGAGAGGGUUUUUCCAGAAGCAGCUGCAGUUGAUGCAUUCAAUGUGGAUCACAACUCAGGACUUCCUUCUGAUGAUUCUGAUGAUGAUGAUUAUGAUCCUGAUGUUAAAGAAGAUGUGGAGGCUGAAGGGGGUGAAUCAAGUUCUGAUGAAUCUGAGUAUGCUUCUGCUUCUGAGAAAUUGGAGGAUUCAGGCCAUGAGGAUCAGUACAUGGGCCUUCCUUCUGAAGAUUCUGAGGAUGAUGAUUAUAAUCCUGAUGCUCCAGAUCAAGACAUGAAAGUUGCAGAGGAAAGUUCGAGCUCUGAUUUCACAUCUGAUUCUGAGGAUCUUGCUGCUACAAUUAAUGAUAAUAUGCCCCCAGGACACGGUGAAGAUAUCACAUCUGCAUCAUUGGAUGAUGCAAAGAAGUUUAAAGGAUCCAGCAAAACAAGUAAAGUCGGUAAGAAGCCAUCUAUAACUGAUGAAUUGUCAUCUUUACUAGAGGCAGAUCCUGGCCAAGAGAGUUACACUCCUGUUUCGGGGAAAAGAAAUGUGGAAAGGUUGGACUACAAAAAGCUGUAUGAUGUAAGUUCUAGUGGAUGCAUAGAGUCAAAGUUAUUUCUUGUCACAUUCUUUACUACCCCAACUAGGAAGAAGAAUGUCACUGGUAAAUUGACUCCAAUGUCACCAAAUAGAAAAGCCUCAAAUAAUUCUACACAUACUCUGAGAAGUGACGGUAAAGCUGAAAAAACAAAUAACUCAGCUGCUAAAUCACUUGAAGGCUCUGGAAAAUCAGGUUCCGGGGAGAAAAAACUAAGAUCUUCAACAUACAACAGACUUGGAGAUGUUGCAAUUGAGAGACUUUACAAAUCUUUCAAAGAGAAUCAGUAUCCAGAUCGGACCACAAAAGAAAGCUUGGCACAAGAAACAGGACUCACACUUCAGCAGGUAAGUAAAUGGUUUGACAACACCAGAUGGAGCUUUAGGCAUUCAUCCCAUAAGGAACCCAGGACAGGUGAAAAUGCUUUGGCACAGACCACUGAUAACAUAUCUGAAAAUGAGGUGGCACCUGCUGGAGAGAACAGGGACAGUGAAUUAUUCCCCCAAGAUGUCACCGGAGAAAACUCAAAAACCCCAAGCUCUAAAAAGAGGAAGGGUAUGUCUGAACCCCUGGCAUCUGAGUCUCCUCAGAAUGCUGAUAAAGCAUCAAGUCAUAAAAUGAAGACAAGGAAAAGAAAAUGACACAUUGUUGAUGACUGAAGCUUAAUAUCUUUCAAAGCAGCCAAAUUAAGGUAUCCAACCUAUUGUGCGAUUUAAGUCUCUAAGAUGAUCAACUUUGGAUCUUGUGGAUUUGAAUGUGUGCCAUUUGUAAUCUUAGAAAAAUAGUUUUUAGAUGUCCAUCCUAGCAGAUUUAGUUUUAGCUUUUCCCCUCAUGCGAAUUGCAAACACUCAAUAGUUGCCCUGUACCCUUUUUAAUAUUAUUUUUUUAGGAUCAUUUUCAUUUACAGAGACCCCAUUCCUUCAUUUUUUGAGGGUUGUAUGCCAACAAGACAAAACGCCAAAGUAGAAGAUGAAUAUUAGGGGAGAUCUUUUUUCUUUUAAACAUUAGAAUUCAAUUUACAUCAUUCUAUUGACAUGUAGGCAAUAGUAACAGCUUAUAGCAGCUAGUGUUUUAUUAUACAUUACAAGUUACAACUUACAAGUUGCACAACAUGCAACACUCGUCUUGCUAUUUGAGGGUUAUCUUCUAUCA
Messenger RNA from Arachis duranensis, 4390 nucleotides. Its product is annotated as homeobox protein HAT3.1. The transcript has 9 exons. Gene Ontology annotation, cellular component: nucleus. Gene Ontology annotation, molecular function: DNA binding; chromatin binding. Lineage: Eukaryota; Viridiplantae; Streptophyta; Magnoliopsida; Fabales; Fabaceae. Bases 472 to 3879 code for a protein of 1135 amino acids. The record is from RefSeq and is a predicted model, not a curated record. Gene Ontology annotation, biological process: regulation of DNA-templated transcription; chromatin organization.